AUGAUCAAAGAAUUAUGGAAUGGAUUCAAUCUGAAGGCUUUCCUAGCGGAGCUGAUUGGAACCCUAGUGUUUGUUUUUCUUGGCUUAGGGUCAACUCUGGAAUGGCCUUCAAGCCUUCCAACCGUCCUGCAGAUAGCAUUCACUUUUGGCUUGGGAAUAGGUACUCUUGUCCAGACAAUGGGACACAUAAGUGGGGCUCACCUCAACCCAGCGGUGACAAUAGCCAUGGUUUUAGGGGCUCACAUUUCCUUCGCACAAGCCCUGUUUUAUAUCAUUGCCCAGCUGAUAGGAGGUGUGGUGGGGGCAGGUUUGCUGUAUGAAUUUUCUCCAGCUGAAAUCAGAGGAGGUUUUGGCAUCAAUCAGCCAAGUAAUGGAACAAGCUCUGGACAAGCUCUUGCCAUUGAGAUCUUCCUUACAUUACAACUGGUUCUCUGCAUCUUUGCCUCGACGGACAGCCGCAGAACUGACAAUGUGGGUUCUCCAGCCAUAUCCAUUGGACUUUCAGUUGUACUGGGACAUCUACUUGGGAUCUAUUAUACUGGCUGCUCAAUGAACCCUGCAAGAUCCUUUGCUCCUGCACUGAUUACAGGAAACUUUCAUGAUCACUGGAUAUUCUGGGUUGGCCCAAUUUCAGGUGCAGUCCUAGCAUGUCUGCUUUAUAAUUAUGUUUUUGUACCUUACGAUCUCAGCCUUAGCGAGAGACUGGAUAUCCUGCAGGGGGAAAUUGCUGAAGAAAAUGAAAGGGAAGAGAAACGAAAGCAAUCAGUGGAGCUUAAUUCUCUCUACAGUCACCCAAAUAACAAAGAAAAAAAUUAA
Molecule: messenger RNA, 816 nt
Organism: Pelobates fuscus (common spadefoot toad)
Lineage: Eukaryota; Metazoa; Chordata; Amphibia; Anura; Pelobatidae
Product: aquaporin-2-like
Exons: 4
Coding region: 1-816 (271 amino acids)
Biological process (GO): transmembrane transport; water transport
Cellular component (GO): apical plasma membrane; plasma membrane
Molecular function (GO): water channel activity
Source: RefSeq, a predicted model, not a curated record